This is a messenger RNA of Belonocnema kinseyi, 618 nucleotides long. RefSeq names its product BET1 homolog (gene Bet1). Gene Ontology annotation, molecular function: SNAP receptor activity. The coding region runs from base 199 to 537 and encodes 112 amino acids. Gene Ontology annotation, cellular component: Golgi trans cisterna; SNARE complex. Gene Ontology annotation, biological process: endoplasmic reticulum to Golgi vesicle-mediated transport; vesicle fusion with Golgi apparatus. The record is from RefSeq and is a predicted model, not a curated record. The transcript has 4 exons. Lineage: Eukaryota; Metazoa; Arthropoda; Insecta; Hymenoptera; Cynipidae.
UAAUAAAACAUUACCAUAAACCCGUGUUAAGGUUAUUGCUUACGCCCAUGUGCUACGUGGACAUUCGAAUGACUAGGAAAUUGAUGUGAUUGAUCCAUUUUAUUGUCUAUGUUUCAAAAUAAAAGAGGUCUCUCCAGCUUUAAAGAAAGUGUGUAAUAUGCUGUUUGGCUAACAUCCGUGAAAGUUUAUUUUUCUAAAAUGAGGCGAUCCCAUUCUGGAGGGUAUGCAUACGAGCCAGUACCAAGUACAUCUAGUGCAUCCCUAGAAGACGAAAAUGAACGAAUCACUGACAAGCUCAAAGAUAAAAUUCAGACCCUUAAGUCAUUAUCCAUUGACAUUGGUGCUGAGGUGAAGUACCAAGAUAAAAUAUUACAUGGAAUGGACGAGGAUUUCGAAAGAACUGGAGGCUCUUUAUCUUCAUCUAUAUCUCGCGUUCUACGACUAGCAAAGGGAGGACAUAAUUAUUAUAUUCUGUACCUUUUUUUGUUUUCGAUAAUGGUAUUCUUUAUUUUAUGGAUAUUCAUAAAAUUUAAAUGAGAUGAGUUCAUAUUUGUAUGACGUAAAGUUAUAGCUUUUAUCAAGAAAGCAAAUUUAUAAAAUAAAUGUGCGAUAUAAAAA